Penaeus monodon (black tiger shrimp) is the source of this 1041-nucleotide messenger RNA. RefSeq lists its product as uncharacterized. Gene Ontology annotation, cellular component: nucleus; plasma membrane. The record is from RefSeq and is a predicted model, not a curated record. The transcript is spliced from 7 exons. Gene Ontology annotation, biological process: signal transduction. Bases 1 to 1041 code for a protein of 346 amino acids. NCBI's taxonomy places the organism in Eukaryota, Metazoa, Arthropoda, Malacostraca, Decapoda, Penaeidae.
AUGUCACACCUGCGGGAGGUCCUCGGUCUCCUGACACAGGUGUACUCCGCAUCACCUGGCCACAGCGACAUCACGUAUCUCGACACGGUUCUGGAACGCCUGAAGUCCUGUUACCGCGGCGUGACCAGCCAGCAGAACAUCAUGGAACCCUCCCCGCCGGCGCCCCCGUCAGGUCAUCCGGGGUCAGCUCCCUCGCCCUCCGUCACCAGGUCACCAGUCCCCCUCCGGCCGCCGCUCGUGUCCGUGUCUGACAUUGAACAGCGUCUCGUGUUCACCAAGUUCACACAGCCGUUCCGCCUCAACGACCAGCGGCGCCAGUGGGUCUUCGGCGGCGAGAUCAGCAAGUUCGAAGGGCGUCACCUGAAGCAGUACUGGCUCAUGCUGUUCACCGAUCUUCUGCUGUUCACGAAGAUCAACCGCGACAGGGUGAUCUUCGUGAUGGAGGAUCCGGUGCCUCUGUGCGGGGUGUGCCAGGCGAUCUUCACGGUCAAGAAGAAAGCCACGGAAUUCAGACUGAUUGUGGACACGCGGGUACGAGUCUCGGGGGCGGGGUCAGGCUAUCUCUCCUCGACGAAGAACCAGCGCUCGACCAAUAGGAAUGCGACAACGGGAUCGGGGCGGAGCCACAAAAAGACGUUGGUCCUGCGAGCCCCAAACCCCUCGACUAAAACCCCGGGUGGCACAACCUCAUUCAGAGACAAUUGUGAGUCCUGCUUGAUUGUUGUGCUGUGGAUAACAUGUGGCAAAAGCGUUAGUCUUAAAAGUGCCCUGUAUGUCUUUUGGACUGAGUUCAACAAAAUAUUUCACUUGGGGUUAGAUGAGGAGAGGGGGACUCUUCAGAGAACAGGGUUACGGGAAACAUAUUUCUUAUUUUGUAUGGAAAAGUCCCCAAAACACGUUUCAAACAUGUUUCAAACAAGUCCUUUUGCACCCCGGCGACCUUCGCUUCAGCCAGAAACCCACAGCGCCUUGCAAGAACUUAGAGAUGAUGUGAGCAAAGUGCAUCGGCGGUGGAGGCGGCUUAGGAUCUCUUGGGGAUGA